UACAAGUCGUCCUCACAGAAACAUUAAAACGUGCUGCUUAUGGGUUGUUGAGCUUACCGUUGAAAUAAUAAUUGUCGAUGCCAACGAAAUAAGUGUAAAGACUGAAAGAGCUUAUAAAAAUUGAAGCCAGCACGUAUAAUUGCAUGUGCAUUAAAAACACAGAUCACAAUACCGAAAAACUGAAUAUUAUUUGAAAAUCCAUUAAAAGAUUAAAAAAUCGAUGCCGAUACAAAGUUGUUCUUAAUAAAAAUCUUACGCCAAUACGUGUUCUCGCGUGUGCUUAAUAUCUAACUUAUUUAUAUACUUAACAUUUAUUAUAACUACAUAGGUAUAUGGAAUUUCACUCUAAGUAAUGCAUAUCUUUGAAAGACAAAUGAAUUAAAGCAACAUGUCGCGUGGCAAACAUGCCACAUUCUUAAAUAAUUCGCCAAUUAAAAUCAAACCAUUCAUUAUAUUAGUCUUGAAUUUAAAUAUAUGGUGUCAAUAUAUUAGUGCAACUUCAUAUUUAAGCGUGAACGACCUAACCAAUUCGGAGCGACCUUUCUUUGAUGAUAUCAGCCCGAGAAAUGUGUCGGCCGUAGUCGACGAAAUCGCAAUAUUAAGAUGUCGGGUUAAAAACAAAGGAAAUCGCACGGUAUCAUGGAUGCGUAAGCGGGACCUUCACAUUCUUACAACGAACAUUUAUACGUACACCGGCGAUCAACGAUUUUCUGUAAUACAUCCACCAGGCAGUGAAGAUUGGGACUUAAAAAUUGAUUAUGCACAGCCUAGAGACAGUGGCGUAUAUGAGUGUCAAGUGAAUACCGAGCCUAAAAUAAAUUUAGCAAUUUGUUUGCAAAUAAUAGCUGACAACGACUUUCAAGACCUUAAAACUAAAAAGCGGUUUUACGACACAAAGUCGGCUAGAGCAAAAAUUCUGGGAUCGACGGAAAUUCAUGUAAAACGGGAUAGCACUAUUGCCCUGGCUUGCUCUGUUAAUAUACAUGCACCAUCUGUGAUUUGGUAUCAUGGCUCAUCAGUUGUUGACUUUGAUUCACUUCGCGGAGGAAUAAGUUUAGAAACGGAAAAAACUGAUAUAGGAACAACGAGUCGAUUGAUGCUAACGCGAGCCUCAUUAAGGGAUUCUGGAAAUUAUACAUGCGUUCCAAAUGGAGCCAUUCCAGCUUCUGUUAGGGUUCACGUUUUAACUGGUGAGCAGCCUGCAGCAAUGCAAACAAGUUCUGCCAUUCGGAGUGGGGCUUUCACUGCAAUGAUAACUAUCAUAUCAGCAAAAGUGUUGUUAUAUAUUUCAAGUCUUAUGGAGCAUGUGUAUCUAAGAGAAAGAUGACUAACUAACCAAUAGAAUUUCCAUUAAAAUAUAUAUAUAACAUUAAGAUGGCAGCGUGCUCGGGGAGGAACCAUUGUAAAAUCGCGCUCUGUUUAAUGCAAAUACGAACACUACAUGUAAUUCCUAUAGUACUAUGAAAUAAAAACCUAUAAUAAAUAUCAAA
Molecule: messenger RNA, 1490 nt
Organism: Drosophila mauritiana
Lineage: Eukaryota; Metazoa; Arthropoda; Insecta; Diptera; Drosophilidae
Gene: dpr7
Product: zwei Ig domain protein zig-8
Exons: 8
Coding region: 389-1327 (312 amino acids)
Biological process (GO): synapse organization
Cellular component (GO): neuron projection membrane
Source: RefSeq, a predicted model, not a curated record